AGGUCUGCUCGGUGCUGUCGACUCCUUGUUUUCUAAAGGGCCUACAUUUGGAAAUGUUCACCCUGGAUGGACGUCUUUACGGGUAACUACUGCCACUUGAACUCAGCACAAUUGUAAAUGUGAAGUUUGUUGUGUUGUGUCGUUAAUGUACCAUUUAUCUUAGGCUUCUAUUCAAGGAUUGACAUUCCAUUAGGCAUGCAAUCUUAUGACGGCCAAUAUCAAAAUAAUCACAAUUUUCUCAAUUAUCCCUGAGCAAAUGUUCUCAUUCUGCUAGCUUGACGCUAACGUAUAAUGCAGAGCGCCAUAGAUGAGCUCGUGGAAAUUAGCGUAAUUAUAAAUCUUCAAACAUCGGCUAGUUUAGCACAUAUGAAGCAGCAAUUCUUAUGGUCCGGUAUUGAUCAGCUGCAUUAAAAAAAACAACAACAUUUCCGACAAUUAGCCCGUUUUUUCAAUCACUCUGCCUUGGUCUAAUGAUAUGGAAACAUUUGUUUUACAAAUGGUCCCAUCGGAGCUGUUGCCACGUUGGCGUUGUGGUGGGGGGAAAAAAGCUCCUACUAACUAAAAUAUGUCACCCUGUUGACGGCAUCCAUCUUUAAACGUGUGACAGUGAUAUCCUGGAAUCAACAUGUCAGGCCUCUCCCCAACAUCAUCGCCACCAAUUCAUCAAACGUUGCUCGGCUGAAUGUGAAUCCGACUCUAAUUGAAUGCUGUCCCGAGACAAAAUUCUCCUCAGGGAGACAAAGCAAGAGCAACCUUGACCCUUGACCUCAUCUUCAUCAUCAUCAUCCUCAUCCUCAUCAUUAUCAACAUGUUGUUCCUGGCGCACACAGGCCAUUGGCAAUUUUUGGGCUUGCUGGUCGGCUGCCUGGCGUGGAUCCUCACCAUGGCCACGACGGGCAUGGACGAGUGGCGCCUGUGGCACUUGCACCCCGACAACUGCACGUCCAUCAUCACCUCGGGCGUGGCCUGGGUAGGCAUCUGGCGAGCUUGCUUCCACAGCCAUGCUUUACCCAAGAUGGAAAACUGCCAGACUAUGACCAUAUCGGAUCGUUUUGUCCCGGUGGAAAUACGGGUGGCGCAGGUUCUCAUGGCGCUGGCCAUGUUGGGCGGCCUGGCGGGCAAUGCCGCCGCAGUCCAGGCGGUGAGGCGGGUUUACUUCACAAUGGAGUGUCGGAGCGGUGUGCGUGCAGCCUUCAUCCUUGCGGGCACGCUCUAUCUCCUCAGCGCGGCUCUCGUCCUCGUGCCCCUGGUGUGGAACGCGAGCGCCGUGGUGAACAACGCUACUAUCCCCUUCCCGCCCCGCUUCAGGCUUCCCGACGCUCCCGCCGGCCAGCAAGUGGGCACGGCUGUCAGGGUGGGUUUCGUGGCCGCUGUCCUCAUGAUUGUCAGCAGUCUGCUGUUUCUCGCCCACCGGCACGUGUGGAGGGCCCUCGGACCCGAGCUGCAUGGAAGGGGGAUGGCAGAGGAGAACAAGCAAGGCAGGGAUAAUCCCGCUUUUCAUGCUGAUCGAGUGUCGUGAUGAGAAAAUGAUAUAAAUCCACCCGUUUUUAUUCAUCUCAGACAGAUUUUGGACUAACGAUGCCGCUUUACUCGCCCUGGCGAGAAGAGACGCCACAGGUGGCCAUUUUACGUUGCCACUCACUAAGAGGGCCAAACUUGAAUCCUGUACAUUGAUUUAGCUGUGGUGUUUUCAUGUUAUUUUCUGUCUCUUUGGUGAAAAUGGCGUAUGUGUGGCGUACGGUUAUACCUGCUUGUCUGGAAGAAGCGCUACAUGCAAAUUUCAUAGGUAAGAAUGCGAUUGCAAAUUUUCUCUUUUAAAGUAUAUUUCCGACAACUGCUCAAAGAUUCGUCUGCAUCAUGUCAGAACCAUUAACAAAGAAUUGAAAGCGAAAAUUUGCUACAAAAUGUAAACCCAACUUCACUAAGUCACGAUUCACGGUGGGCGAUGCAAACAGUGAAGUUAUAACGCACACUGAUAAAUGUUUUUAGCGAAAAUAAACUAUAACUGUCACUAACAAUGGCAAUGUAAGAUGUCUGCCGUUUGACUUCGCCACAAAGGGCUAUUUGUUAAUCCAUCAUGUACCAAAGUCUCCCACGCCAAAAAAAAAAAGUAAGCAGCAUAAAAUAUGGAUAUCGAAAUGGACAAUGU
Molecule: messenger RNA, 2149 nt
Organism: Hippocampus zosterae (dwarf seahorse)
Lineage: Eukaryota; Metazoa; Chordata; Actinopteri; Syngnathiformes; Syngnathidae
Gene: cldn34a
Product: claudin 34a
Exons: 2
Coding region: 809-1519 (236 amino acids)
Biological process (GO): cell adhesion; bicellular tight junction assembly
Cellular component (GO): plasma membrane; bicellular tight junction
Molecular function (GO): structural molecule activity
Source: RefSeq, a predicted model, not a curated record